Molecule: messenger RNA, 2454 nt
Organism: Toxorhynchites rutilus septentrionalis
Lineage: Eukaryota; Metazoa; Arthropoda; Insecta; Diptera; Culicidae
Exons: 2
Coding region: 1-2454 (817 amino acids)
Source: RefSeq, a predicted model, not a curated record
AUGGCGGAGAACAAUGCCCAUCAUCUACAGCAGCAGCCGACGCAGCAGCAACCACCAAACAUCCAGGAACAGGUGCUGCAAAUUCUUUCCAACCAGCAGCUGCUAAUGACGCAAAUUCUCCAGCAACAAAGCGCCACGCAGCUUGCCAUCCGCAAUCUUUCCUACGACGAAAGGGUGCUGGACUCGCUUUCGAGCAACAUGGCGGAGUUCGUGUAUGACAAAGACAAUGGACAUACGUUCGACGCAUGGUUUUCCAGGUAUGUCGACCUUUUUGACAAGGACGCCCGGAAGCUCGAUGACGCAGCGAAAGUGCGAUUGCUCCUGCGAAAGCUUAGCCCACCCGACCACGAGCGCUACAAUAGCUUCAUUCUGCCGAGACUCGCUCUUUCCAUCUUCCGCCGACGAUUCAACUGUCUCCAGCUCACCAAGGAGGAGAGUGACGAUUACCUGGCAUACUCGUGCAAGGUGAACAAGGCAUGUGUUGAUUCCAAACUUUCGGAAUUAACUGAAGAGCAGUUCAAAUGCCUUAUUUACGUCUGUGGUCUGAAGUCAAAUCAAGAUGCCGAAGUUAGAAUGCAUCUCAUCAACAAGCUGAACGAGAACGUCAAUCUGACGCUACAACAAGUCGUGGAUAAGUGUAACAGCCUCAUCAACCUGAAACAGGACACCGUGUUGGUGGAAAAUCCGUCGUCCGUGGUGAAUGCCGUUGUUUACGACAAGCGGUCGAAAUCGAAGCAUCAGUCAGCAGCAUCGAGUUCUUCCAAUCAACGUGAGCAACCAAAGACGCCCUGCUGGUCAUGUGGGGGCAUGCACUACAACAAGGACUGCCGGUUUCGAGACCAAAAAUGCAACGAGUGCGGCAAGGUUGGGCAUCGAGCAGGUUAUUGUGCUUGCUUUCAAUCAAGGUCUGCAUUAAACGCAAACACGACACCUAGGAAGAAGAAGAAGCAACCAUCGACGAAGACGGUGACGAUCCGAAACAUCAUCCAGGGUCGGAAAUUCGUCAAGCUUCAGAUCAACAACGUACCCCUUCGCUUACAAUUGGACACAGGGUUCGAUAUUUCGAUAAUUUCGCACCGAUCGUGGAUCAAACUCGGUCGUCCCCACACGAAACCAAAGGUUUGCACCGCGCGAACAGCUUCCGGAGAGCCACUCGAUCUUGUUGCCGAGAUGUGGUGCAACAUUUCCCUCAAUGGAGUCACAAAAGGGGGUAAGUGUUUCGUCGCCGCUCCUAACGUCAGUCUCGACAUUCUAGGAAUUGACUGGAUGGAUUUGUUUGGGUUGUGGAACCAGCCAAUCACAUCGUUCUGCAACCAGGUCAGCGCUCAACCAAGUCAGUCGCUGGCUACCCUCCAAGCUCAGUUCCCCGAAGUUUUCACUAACGAGAUGGGCCUCUGCAAGAAGGCUCCCGUCAAGCUGGUCCUGAAAGGCGAUCCGAAACCAGUUUUCAAGCCAUCAUCGAAGCGUCCGGUAGCGUACUGCAUGGAAGGUGUGGUAGAGGACGAGAUUUGUCGCUUAGAGAAUCUGGGCAUUCUGAAGAAGGUGGAUUUCGCUGAAUGGGCAGCACCAAUCGUAGUGGUCCGGAAACCCAAUGGCACCGUCCGGAUUUGUGCUGAUUUUUCGACUGGCUUGAACAGCGUACUCGAGCCGAAUCAGUACCCUCUACUGCUAUCCGAAGAUAUAUUCGCCAAAAUGUCCGGAUGUCGGGUGUUUAGCCAUAUCGACCUUUCUGAUGCCUACUUACAGGUCGAGGUCGAUCCGGAGAGUCAACCGCUGCUCACAAUAAACACCCACAAAGGCCUCUUUCAAUUCACCCGCUUGUCACCCGGCAUCAAAUCUGCCCCAGGCGCAUUCCAACAGCUGAUGGACCCGAUGCUCGCUGGUUUACCGUGUACCGUUGGUUAUUUGGAUGACAUCGUAGUGGGAGGUCGAACGGAAGAGGAACAUCGGCGCAACCUUUUCCUUGUGUUGCAACGACUGCAAGCAUUCGGCUUCACUGUCCGCAUAGAGAAAUGCAGCUUUCACAUGCGGCAGGUGAAAUAUCUCGGACAGAUCCUCGAUGGCGAUGGAAUUCGUCCAGAUCCGGACAAGAUUGCUCCGAUUGUCAACAUGCCAGCUCCGCACGACGUCACCGCGUUGCGCGCAUACCUUGGCGCAGUAAGCUACUAUGGCAAGUACGUUCCAGAGAUGCGCUCCCUUCGACACCCCAUGGAUCAGUUGCUGAAGGCAGGAGAAAAGUUCGAAUGGUCACCAGCUUGCCAGAAGUCGUUCGACCGUUUUCGAGAAAUUCUUCAGUCCCCGCUUCUGUUGACGCACUACAACCCAAAACUUGAAUUAGUUGUGUCGGCAGAUGCUUCCUCCGUUGGUCUGGGUGCCCGAAUCGCACAAAUUUUUGGAUGGCACCGUGAAAGCCAUUUGCCACGCUUCGCGCAGUUUGACAGCAGCGGAGAGUAA